AUGGAUUUAUCUAAUACAAAUUUACAAAGCAAAAAUGUAUUACUUGAUAAGAUACAAAUUUUAAAUUUAUUUAAAAUUUUUGAUAAUUUACCAUUUGAGCCUAAAAAUGAAAAAGAAAUAUGGUAUAUUGUUAAUAAAGAAUUCAUUGACAACUUACGAAAUUACGAAGCAGGUAAAAUUAAUAGUUAUUCGAAUGUUAUAAAUAAUAAAAUAUUUAUAGAGGAUUGUAAUAAUGUAACUACAAAAACUAGAUUAUUAAAAGAAUAUGAAAAUAGCAAUGGUAUAAGUUUUGUUUUAUAUCCAGAAAAAGCUAUAGAAAUAUUAGAAAAGCAUUUUGAGUUUAAUGUAAAAAUUCCAAGAGUAGUUUAUCCUUAUAAAAUUAGUAGGAGAGACAAACUUAUUUAUAAAGUGGACAUUCAACCACUAAAAAUUGUUGUUUAUUCAAAAAACCCUAAUGAAUAUUCUAACCCAUCUAAAAUGAAAAUAAUAAUUUUAAGAAAUGAUACAAUUGAAGAUGUUUUAAAAGAGAUAUUAGGAAGUUUUGAUAAAAAUAAUUUUAAGAAGAAUUUAUUUUAUGCAGAUGAUUAUAAUAAUAGAAAAGAAAAAAAUUGGAAAUGCUUAUACAUUCAUGAUAAUCCUGAAUAUUCUAUGCAUAAAAAAGUUUAUGAUUAUGAUAUAGAUGAAACAAGUUGUAUAUUAAUUAGUAGUGAAAGACCAGAUAUAAAAUGCUUAAUGAAUAAAAGUGAUUAUAAUUAUAAUAGAAAAGAAGUAAAUAAAAAAGUAGAAAAUGAAGAUGAUUCAAUAAAAACGAAGAGUAUACAAUAUAUAUUUGAUAAAGGAGGAGAUAGAGGUCUCAUAAAUUUAGGAAAUACAUGUUUUUUAAAUUCAUCUUUACAAUGUUUAUCUAAAAUUCUAAAAUUUUCUAAUUAUUUUUUAAGUGGAACUUUUUGGAAUCAUAUAAAUUAUUCUAAUCCUGUAGGACAACACGGUAGAUUAGCUAAAGCUUAUUAUGAGACCCUACUAGAAAUGUGGAUGAUUAAUAAGAGAGAUGAACCAUAUUCACCAAAAGCAUUAAAACAAGCCAUCAGUGAAAAAAGAGAUGAAUUUUAUGGAUAUCAACAACAUGAUUCUCAAGAAUUAUUGGCUUUUUUAUUAGAUGGAUUACAUGAAGAUUUAAAUUUAAUUAGAAAAAAACCAUAUUAUGAAGAAAAAUUACAAGGUGGUGUAGAUAAAUUAGAUAUUGAUGUUGCUGAAGCUUCUUGGAAUAGACACAAAGAAAUUAAUAAUUCAAUUAUUGUAGAUUUAUUUCAAGGUCAAUAUAGAUCAAGAUUACAAUGUCCUAAAUGUAAAAGAGUUAGCAUUACCUUUGACCCAUUCAUGUAUUUAUCUAUUCCUCUUCCAGCGAAAAAAAAUCAUAGAAUUUGGUUUCAUGUUAUGCUUAAUAGAGAUAUUCCUAUUGGUUUGAGAUUUUCUUGUUCUUUUAAUGGGUCACAAGAGGUAUUAAAGUUGAAAAUAUUUUUUUUAAACAUUAUUAAGAAUUUAAAAAAUAAAAGAAAAAAUAUUCUUUUACACAGUAAAUCUAUUAUAAAAAAUAAUAAAUAUCCUCACGAAGGAAAUGCAUUUAAUUUUCAUGCAAGAUAUUUAGAUGAUAAAAACGAAUUUUGUGAAGAAAAUGAAGAAAAUGUAGAUAUAAAUAAUUACAUUAAAGCUAUAAAAAGUAAAACUAAGAUAACUAAUACUUUAAAAGAGACAGAUAUAAAAAGUAUCCAUGAAAGUAUUUGUUCUAUGUGUAAUAUCUCCUCUAUUGAAGAGUUAGAAAUUAAUAACCUUUCUUUUCUUUAUACAAAAUUGAAAAAUUUAGCUUGUAAUAAUUUUUUUCAAGUUUUAAAUAAUACCGAUUUUGUAACGGAACCUCAUACAAGAACUGGAAAAGGAAUUAGUCAUAUAUUUGUUUUUAUUUUACCGAAAAUAUAUGGUCAUUUAAUUGAUAAAAAUAUGGAGUUAAAAAGAGAUGAAAAUUUAGAGGUACUUACUAAUUCAACAGUUACCACAAAUAAUACUAGUUUGAAAGAUGAAGAAAUAAAUAUGAAAAACGAAACUAAUGAUAAAAAAACAUCGAAAAGUAAGCUUUGUACAAGUAAGAUAAUAAAAAAAAGAAAAGGAAUUUUAUCCAAUUCCUUAAAAAAAGGAGAUAAUAAGUGUCAUCAAGAAGAGGAAGUAGAAGAAUAUGAUGAUGCAGAAGAUGAGAAUGAAAUAAAUGUACAGGAUACAGAUGACUCAAAUGAAAUUAAUAAAAAUAGUGAACAUAUUUCUUAUAAUGAUUUACUAAAAGAUAGAGUUUUUUUUAAUCAAGACUUUAAUAAUUUCCAUGAUAAAUACUUUUCAUUACUAAUUGUACCUAUAUGCAAAGACGAACAGCUUUUAUAUAAAAUGAAAAAUAAUGAUCUUCCACUUUUAUUUAAUGUUCCUUUUAACUUCACCAUACUUGACUUGUAUAAUAAAGUAAAGUGUUCAUAUAAAAAGAAUAUCUAUAUAGAUAAAAUGAAAAAUUUGGAUAAUCAAAAUAAAUUAAGUAAACUAUUUCAUAAAAACAAAAAUUCUGCACAACAUAUUGAAAGUAACAAAAAGGACAAUUUUAAUAAUUCCAAUUAUAAUAAUAGUAAUGAUAUGAAUAUUACUAAUAAUAACACUGAUGAUAAUGAUAUAAAUAUGAAAAAUAAUUUAAAUGAUUGCGAUGAUUUUUUAGAUAAAUUUACUUUAUAUAUACCUUGCUUUAAUUUAAAAGAGGAAUAUACUCCUAAGGAUAAUUUAGGUUUAGAAUUAAAAAGAGAUGGUACUUAUUUAUCUGAUUACAUAAAAAAUUCAGAAGAAAAAAGACUUAUAAUAAUAUAUCUAAAUAGUAAUUCAAUAGAAACAGAAUUAUCAUUAGAUAUCAAAACAUUAACAUUUAUGGAUUUAGAAGAAAAGUAUGGAAUAGAUACAUGUCUGAAAUUAUUUUCUGAAGAGGAACAUUUAGAUGAAAAUAAUACAUGGUAUUGUAGCAAUUGUAAAUUACAUGUACAGGCAUUUAAGAAGUUAGAUUUAUUUAGAAUGCCUAUUAUAUUAAUACUACAUUUGAAAAGAUUUAAUAACACAAAUAGAUGGUUGAGAACGAAGAUAGAUUCUUAUGUUUACUACCCACACAAAGAAAAUGAAUAUUUAAAUAUGUCUCCAUAUAUUUUAGAAGAUGGCUUAAAACAUAUGAAAAAAUUGGAUCCUCAUUAUUUACCUGUUUAUGAGUUAAUUGGAGUUAAUUGUCAUACAGGUGGAUUAUGUGGUGGACAUUAUUACGCUUAUGUCAAGUUAAAAGAUAAAUGGUAUAAUUUUAAUGAUACCUUUGUUACAAAUAUUGAUGAAUCUCAAGUUAAUACAAAAAAUGCUUAUUUGUUAUUUUAUCAAUUAUUAUCUCAUAAAAAUGAAAAAUUUACAGGUUAUGCUGAAAAUAGAAAUAUAGCAGAAGAACAAGCUAUUGCUAUAGCAAAUGCAAGUUAUUACAAUUAA
This is a messenger RNA of Plasmodium gallinaceum, 3540 nucleotides long. RefSeq names its product ubiquitin carboxyl-terminal hydrolase 2, putative. Lineage: Eukaryota; Apicomplexa; Aconoidasida; Haemosporida; Plasmodiidae. The record is from RefSeq and is a predicted model, not a curated record. The transcript is spliced from 3 exons. Gene Ontology annotation, molecular function: cysteine-type deubiquitinase activity. Gene Ontology annotation, biological process: protein deubiquitination. The coding region runs from base 1 to 3540 and encodes 1179 amino acids.